AUGAAGGUUCCUUUUAGACCCACCACUUCUACUUAUAAUGUGCUCAUGAAAGCUUGUGGCACUGAUGACUUUCGUGCAAGAGGUUUAAUGGAUGAGAUGAGGACAGCUGGCAUUUUCCCUAAUCAUAUAACUUGGUCCACUUUGAUUGGUGUUUAUGGAGGUUCCGGGGAUGUCAAACGUGCUGUACAGAUUUUGAAAACCAUGCGUAACUCUGGUGUCCAACCUGAUGUUGUUGCAUAUACAGCAGCUAUUAAGGUUUGUGUAAAACAGAGGGAAUUGAAUUUGGCAUUUUCAUUAUUUGCAGAGAUGCAGAAAUAUCAAGUACAACCAAAUAUGGUUACAUAUAACACACUUCUGAGAGCACGUACUAGAUAUGGUUCCCUAGAAGAAGUGCAACAAUGUUUAUCUAUUUAUCAACACAUGCGUAAAGCAGGGUUUAAACCCAAUGAUUACUAUCUGAAGGAACUGAUAGAGGAAUGGUGUGAAGGGAUAAUACAAGAUAACCAUCGGCCACAAAACUCUAGCAACAGAAGAAAUUUAGGGGGACCUCAAAGUUUACUUCUUGAAAAAGUUGCAUCACACCUGCAAAAGGGUAACACAGAUGCCCAAUCUAUAGCUGUUGAUGUUCGAGGCCUCACAAAGGUUGAAGCACGGAUUGUUGUCUUAGCAGUUUUGCGCAUGAUAAAAGAAAACUACCAUUCGGGUGAAUUGGUAAGAGAUGACAUGUUGAUAAUACUGGGAGUACAUGAAGUAGGUGAUAAACAUGAAUUUGAUGUAAAGGAUACAAUAAUCAAACUUGUAAGAGAUAAUUUAGGUCUUGAGAUUCUCUCAUUAGGACCAAAAAUCCCAAGUGAGAUAAUAAGAAUAAAUGUGGAGAAUCCAUUCCAUCCAAAUCCAAAUCCCGACUUAUUAUUAUUAGAUAAAACUCUCCGCUCCCCAAACAGAAGACCAGCGGUUUUUCAGAGGUUGAAGGUCACACGAAGGUCAUUGUAUCAUUGGUUACAAAAGAAAAUCAAAUGAUAAGUUUUUGUACAUAAUUAAUUGGUCCCUCAAUGUACUUGUAAUAAUUUGUAACACUACUCUAUAAUCCAAUUUAUUGAAUAUAAAUAAAAAGUCAUCUAUCAUAUAUUCAUAUGUUCAUUUACAAUAUUUUACAUAGAGUAUCAUUGUGAAUAUAAGUACCUCAUCCUCAUCCUCAUGUCUCAUGAGCAACAAGCUUUAAGUAUCUCUUCUAUGUUGGGAUCAUCCCCUGCUUCUUUGUCCUUGUGGAUGUAUGAGAUGUUGCUUAUCCCUGGACCUGCAACUAUGAUUCCA
Lactuca virosa is the source of this 1314-nucleotide messenger RNA. NCBI's taxonomy places the organism in Eukaryota, Viridiplantae, Streptophyta, Magnoliopsida, Asterales, Asteraceae. The record is from the annotation of a GenBank genome assembly.